CGCCCCCCCUCCGCGCCCUCCAGCGGGAGGGCGGAGCCACCGGCCCCGCCCCGCGCGCCGUGCGUGGCGCCGCUUCCGGCUGGGGACGUGGCUCCGGCGCCGCCAUCUUGUGGGGUCCCCGAGGGCCGCGGAGCGAGCGGGAGCGGAGCCGCCGCCAUGGUGCUGCUGGCAGCGGCCGUGUGCACCAAGGCGGGCAAGGCCAUCGUGUCGCGGCAGUUCGUGGAGAUGACGCGCACCCGCGUCGAGGGGCUGCUGGCCGCCUUCCCCAAGCUCAUGAACACGGGCAAGCAGCACACCUUCGUGGAGACCGAGAGCGUGCGCUACGUCUACCAGCCCAUGGAGAAGCUCUACAUGGUGCUCAUCACCACCAAGAACAGCAACAUCCUGGAGGACCUGGAGACGCUGCGGCUCUUCUCCAGAGUGAUCCCCGAAUACUGUCGGGCGCUGGAGGAGAACGAGAUCUCGGAGCACUGCUUUGACCUGAUUUUUGCCUUCGAUGAAAUCGUUGCCCUGGGCUACCGUGAGAAUGUCAACCUGGCGCAAAUUCGGACCUUCACCGAGAUGGACUCGCACGAGGAGAAGGUGUUCCGGGCCGUCCGAGAGACGCAGGAACGCGAAGCAAAAGCCGAGAUGCGCCGCAAAGCCAAGGAGCUGCAGCAGGCCAGGCGGGACGCGGAGAGGCAGGGCAAGAAGGCACCGGGCUUCGGCGGCUUCGGCAGCUCGGCCAUGGCCGGCAGCACUGCGGCCACCAUGAUCACCGAGACCAUCGUGGAGACGGAGAAGCCCAAGGUGGCGCCGGCGCCCGCCAGGCCUUCAGGUCCUAGUAAAGCCUUGAAACUGGGCGCCAAGGGGAAGGAGGUGGACAACUUCGUGGACAAGCUGAAGUCAGAAGGAGAAAACAUCAUGACUGCCGUAGGCAAGCGCUCAACGGAGGCGGCCAAGGUUCUCGCUCCUCCUGUUAACAUGGAGAGUGUGCACAUGAAAAUAGAGGAGAAAAUUUCCCUGACUUGCGGCCGAGAUGGAGGGCUGCAGAACAUGGAGCUGCACGGCAUGAUCAUGCUGCACAUUUCCGAUGAGAAGUUUGCCCGGAUCCGCCUGCACGUAGAAAAUGAAGACAAGAGGGGCGUGCAGCUGCAGACUCACCCCAACGUGGACAAGAAGCUGUUCACCGCAGAGUCGCAGAUCGGCCUGAAGAACCCGGAGAAGUCAUUCCCCAUCAACAGUGACGUCGGCGUGCUCAAGUGGAGGCUGCAGACCACCGAGGAGUCCUUCAUCCCGCUCACCAUUAACUGCUGGCCCUCGGAGAGCGGGAACAGUUGCGAUGUCAACAUCGAGUACGAGUUGCAGGAGGAGAGCCUGGAGCUGAACGACGUGAUCAUCACCAUCCCCUUGCCGUCUGGUGUUGGCGCCCCGGUGAUUGGGGAGAUUGACGGUGAGUAUCGCCACGACGGCCGGAGAAACCUCCUCGAGUGGUGCCUGCCAGUGAUAGAUGCCAAAAACAAGAGCGGCAGCCUGGAGUUCAACAUAACGGGGCAGCCAAACGACUUCUUCCCGGUGCACGUCUCCUUCGUCUCCAAAAAGAACUACUGUAACAUCCAGGUUACCAAAGUGACCCAGGUAGACGGGAACAGCCCUGUGAGGUUUUCCACCGAAACCACCUUCCUGGUGGACAAGUACGAAAUCCUGUAACGCCAGCCGUGGGGAAUCGCAAAGGAAGAAAUUUUUAAAUUAACAAAAAGAAAAAAAAAAAGAGGCCGAAGUUUAUUCCGAAGGUGGGGAAGGCUGCAGCCCCCUCUCUGCUCCGACGCGUGGCUCUGCCUGCCGAGUGCAGCGUCCCUGCGUCACAGACACUUGUGGCAGAGAAUCGCCAUGCCCUGGGGGGAAAGGCCACAAAUUCCUUUGGCAGAUUUUGACCAGCCGGCAGAAAAGCAAGAUCUCCACAGAGAACCCGGGUUCGACACAUCCCCUUCUCCGCGAAGACGACCAGAGCUUGGGCCCAGAGCCCACCAGACAUCGUUCUCGUCCUUUUGGAAGCGUCGCACGCUGUCCCCUUCUUGGUGCUGCCAGUUUAAUUUCUCCUCGGGCUUCAGCUCUGGUUUCUGUUGGCAUUACGAUCCGGUGCGCGGGGGCACCGGCUGCUCCGGCCCCUUCCCCGGGUGAACGCAGAGCGGCUGGACGCGGUUUCAGAGGCGGGGGGUGGGAGGAGGGACUCGGGGUUUGCUCCCCCGGCCCCGCACGGUUCCCGCUGUCACCGUGGCACAGUGACCCUGCGGCACAGGGCGAGCGUGCAGAGCGCCUGUCCUGUGCGCGGGCUCGCUGUCUGCACAGCUGAUCUUGGGCCAGGUUUGGGGCCAGUUUAAUGAGGUUAGAACCAGCUGUAUGUCCUUUGUGCGGCCCUUUGAGUGUGUGGGGAGGCUGAAGGCUUUGCCUGCUGUGGUGCGAGCAGCUGUGGAGAUGGUUACUCAGCCUGUGCAUGGGGACCUGCCCCAAACGGGUGUUUUCUCAGCUCUUGGGGACGCAGGAGAAGGAAGCGCGGGUUUGCAGAAGCCCUGGGCUGACGCGAGCGCGGGCAGCGCGGCUGCGGUGUGUGCGGUCCCCGAGCUGUUCUUCCUCCCGCACCGCGCAGACCCGAGUCCCUCCAAACUCGUCUCACCCUGGGGCUCAGGGCCCGUCUCUAACGGCUUCGCUGGCCGCCGGCGAGCUCUGCUGCUGCCGAGCUCCUGAGAACGCCUGAAAACCUGUACUGUACUCCCCAGAGCCCUUCUCGCUCCCCGCGGCUCCUCUGCCAAGGCGGUUUGCAGCCUCCCCGCCAGCAGCGCCGAGGGCGAUGGGCCCUUCCCUGGCCGGGUAGGCGACAAAUCCUGUUAACUAACUCGGUCGUGUUCGGGAGUUGCUUGUCUGUACGAUUUUAAAAUGGAGUCGAGGGUAGUUCAAGGACCCAAGGAGGUUUUUUUUUUCCUUAAAUUCGUUGAAUGGUGACAUUUAGACCGACCGAGAUGCCCCCCUUUUUGUAACCCUGUGCGCUCCUGGCCUAGGGAUAGAGCACAUUCCAGUGUACCCGGAGAUCCGCGUCUGUAAUCAAAUAAAGCCUGUUGGGAAAGGA
This is a messenger RNA of Columba livia (rock pigeon), 3103 nucleotides long. It is a transcript of the gene ARCN1, whose product is annotated as archain 1. Gene Ontology annotation, biological process: Golgi localization; endoplasmic reticulum to Golgi vesicle-mediated transport; retrograde vesicle-mediated transport, Golgi to endoplasmic reticulum. NCBI's taxonomy places the organism in Eukaryota, Metazoa, Chordata, Aves, Columbiformes, Columbidae. The record is from RefSeq and is a predicted model, not a curated record. Gene Ontology annotation, cellular component: COPI vesicle coat. The coding region runs from base 157 to 1689 and encodes 510 amino acids. The transcript is spliced from 10 exons.